Messenger RNA from Kwoniella botswanensis, 780 nucleotides. Its product is annotated as 40S ribosomal protein S1. Gene Ontology annotation, molecular function: structural constituent of ribosome. The record is from RefSeq and is a predicted model, not a curated record. Gene Ontology annotation, biological process: translation. The coding region runs from base 1 to 780 and encodes 259 amino acids. Lineage: Eukaryota; Fungi; Basidiomycota; Tremellomycetes; Tremellales; Cryptococcaceae. Gene Ontology annotation, cellular component: ribosome; cytosol. The transcript is spliced from 5 exons.
AUGGCUGUCGGAAAAAACAAGAGGUUGUCCAAAGGAAAAAAGGGUAUUAAGAAGAAGGUUGUCGACCCCUUCUCCCGAAAGGAAUGGUACGACAUCAAGGCCCCUUCAUUCUUCGAGAACCGAAAUGCCGGUAAAACUCUUGUGAACCGAACACAAGGUCUUAAAAACGCCAACGACUCCCUCAAAGGACGAAUUGUUGAACUUUCUCUUGCCGAUCUUAACAACGACCAAGAGCAAGGUUUCAGAAAGAUCAAGUUGAAGGUUGAGGAUGUUUCCGGAAAGAACUGUCUUACCUCUUUCGCCGGUAUGGACUUCACCACCGACAAGAUCCGAUCCGUCGUACGAAAAUGGCAAUCAUUGAUUGAAGCUCACGUUGAUGUCAAGACCACCGAUGGAUACUUGUUGAGAUUGUUCGCUAUUGGAUUCACCAAGAGACAAUUCAACCAAGUUAAGAAGACCACCUACGCCCAAUCUUCUCAAAUCAGAGAGAUCAGAGCUAAGAUGGUUGAGAUCAUGAAGAGGGAAGCUGAGGGUUCAGACUUGAAGGAAUUGGUUCAAAAAUUCGUUCCUGAAUCAAUUGGUCGAGAAAUUGAAAAAGCCGCCAAGGGAAUCUACCCUCUUCACAACGUCUACGUGAGAAAAUGCAAGAUCAUCAAGGCCCCUAAGAUUGAUGCUUCCAAACUUCUCGAACAACACGGUGAGGCCACCGAUGUCAACACCGGUGCCAAAGUAGUCAAAUCAGGAGAAUUCGUCGAACCCGAAGUACUCGAGUCCGUAUAA